Molecule: messenger RNA, 2096 nt
Organism: Pichia membranifaciens NRRL Y-2026
Lineage: Eukaryota; Fungi; Ascomycota; Pichiomycetes; Pichiales; Pichiaceae
Exons: 1
Coding region: 33-2075 (680 amino acids)
Biological process (GO): mitotic spindle organization; microtubule-based movement
Molecular function (GO): ATP binding; microtubule binding; microtubule motor activity
Source: RefSeq, a predicted model, not a curated record
GCUCCAUCAUAUUAAAAAGUAAGUUCAGAGAAAUGACAGAUUUGAACAACAUUAAGGUUUAUGUGAGGUUCAAACCAACGAGGGAAGGCACUGACAGCUCGCUUCGAAACCGGGACGUAUCCCCCAAUCACUAUCAGAUCAUAAACGAUUCACAAACAGUGAAUAUUGUUCCACAAAAGAUUCCACGAAGGCCACUAGCGUUGGAGAGCAAACAGAGUACUUUACUGAAUGAUAAUGGGUCGAGGUCUUUCAAUUUUACUUACGAUCAUGUCUUCUCGAGCAACGCAACUCAGGACGAGAUAUUUCAGCAAACAAUAUCGCCCGUUAUACGAUCCACUAUGCAAGGAUACAACGCUUCAAUACUGUGUUACGGUCAGACAGGAAGUGGGAAGACGUAUACCAUGAUGGGAGAUACAGAUGACCAUGAGCAGAGGGGAAUCAUUCCGAGGCUGUUCACUGAAAUUUUCAACGAGAUUGACGGUGCCCCAGAUACAUCCCAAUACACUAUUGCGCUUUCAUACUUUGAGAUUUACAAUGACGUGAUCAACGAUUUGUUGAGCCCGAAAUGUGAGGCAAGUCAGAUAUACAUAAGAGAAGCAAGUGGGGAUAAUAUCAAAGGUUCAGGACCAAGUACGGGGGAGGAAUUUGAUAGCAACUCUUUGACCCAGCCAAACGUUUAUGUGGAAGGUUUAGACAAGUUCUAUGUUGCCGAUAUCGAUGACAUCAACCAGGUUCUUAAAAUAGGUAACGCAAACAGAGAAGUGGCUGAAACGAGGAUGAACAGUUCCAGUUCCAGAUCACACUCUAUUCUACGGGUGGAAAUUUGCGUACGUGAGCACAAUAAUGGUUUCCCAUCUUCUGAACAGGAAAUAGUGAUGUACAAUAGCACCCUUUUUUUGGUUGAUCUCGCUGGUUCUGAGAGGCUUACAAAAUCUGGGACGAACUCCUCGCAUGCAUCUCUUAAAGAGACGAUUGGCAUCAACACAUCUCUUUCUGCCCUAGGCAACGUUAUCAAUUUGCUCGGAUCGGAAAAUGCCGUGAAUGGUAAAAGGCCCUAUAUCCCAUACAGAGAUUCAAAACUUACUAGAGUUCUUGCAAACUCAUUGGGUGGCAACUCCAAGACAGCUAUGAUAAUCACAUGCUCCUCAGAUCUGGACGAUUUCAACGAGACUUUAUCGUCUUUACGAUUUGCACAGCGUGCGAAGAAUGUUCAUAACACAGUGAGUAGAAAUGAAUCUGUUGUUGAGAACAGCCGAUAUGAAUUCUCUCCAGACAUAGAUUCUGGUGACACGCUCAAAAGCUGGAAAUCCAAAUAUGUCAACGCUUUGAAGAAGAUCAUUGAUCUCGAAGCCAGAAGUGAAUCACCGGUGUUUUCAUCAUUUCAUCAUGACAGCAGUGGAAACGAAAUUGGGGAGGAUGCCAAAAGCAUAGCCAAGCUGAGAAUGGAAAACGCAAACCUGAGAAAAGAGCUCAACAUAUAUAAAACAUCAGUGGAAGCAAUGAACAAUAAUAAAAUAACAGAAAAGAUUGACUUCAUGAUGACACUCCGAUCAUUUCAGUCUCUCAAAGCGGAUGUUGAGAUAUACAAGAAGCUACUUGUUACAAAGACUGAUCAAAUCCUACAGUUAGAAGAUGAAAUUGAGGAGUUGAAAUCAAGAAAUUCCAAUGUGGCUGACCAUGGUGUGAAAGAGCUAGACUCUUUGCAUACCAUGAAGUCGAUGUCCAACAAAAUUCAGGAGCAAAAUGAUGAGCUGCUGCAGCAAGUGGAGAAGGCCGAACAACUGCUGAUGCGCAAGGAGCAGGAGCUGAAAAGCGUGACCUUGAAGUGGUCAAACAGAGAUAUGGUGGUGAAUGAGGAGCAAAAUGAAGUUGAGCAAAAGCUUGAGCAAAUGAGUAGACGCUUGAAAUCCGCUGUCAAUGGAGAUUUGUUGCUGAGUAAUAAUGAGAACGGUGGUGGCAUCAAAAUAUUUAGUGACCUCGAAAAGAUUGGAGCUGACUUUGUUGCAAAUGCCAAUGGCAACACUAGCAGUGUCGGUAAAAAGGGAGUUAACUUACGUAUAGUCAAGCCACGUUGAUUUACAGCGAGGAAGAAGGAC